AUGCCGUACCCCCGGGAGACCCCGUCGCUGGAGCACAAGUCGCUGGACAGCCUCGGGAGCUUCCACGCCGACUUCCCCGACCACAGGCGCCAGGACUUCAGGAGCAGUGGUAGCCGCAGCUGCUGCGGAGUUGGGGGCCUGGAGGAGGUGUUAAAGGUCAACCGGCUUGGGGGCAUGGGUUUGGGGGACAAGGAGACCUGGGAGGGCUGGGGCAGAACGGGCCCCACCCUGGGCAUGCUGGUUCCCUUCAGCUUCAACGACAUUGACUGGGACUGGCGACUGUGGCAUUCUGUCAGCUGGGUGUGGUGUGAACUGGAGGUGGCCCUGCUGGAGUGGUGGACCCAGGACCUGCACACAAGAGGGGUGCUGAGGAUUGGCAGUGCCCACUCCUAUGCCAUCCUGUGGGUGGACGGGGUCGAUGUGCUAGAGCAUGAGGAGGGCUAUCUCCCCUUCAAGGUCAACAUCAGCAGCCUGGUCCAGGUGGGGACCCUGCCCUCUCACCUCCAUGUUAUUAUCACCAUCAACAACACACUCACCCCCUUCCCCCUGCCACCAGGGACCAUGCAUUACAUGACUGACACCUCCAA
Messenger RNA from Sapajus apella (tufted capuchin), 587 nucleotides. RefSeq names its product beta-glucuronidase-like. The annotation marks the transcript as partial. Lineage: Eukaryota; Metazoa; Chordata; Mammalia; Primates; Cebidae. Gene Ontology annotation, molecular function: signaling receptor binding; beta-glucuronidase activity; carbohydrate binding. Gene Ontology annotation, biological process: glucuronoside catabolic process. The record is from RefSeq and is a predicted model, not a curated record. The transcript has 4 exons.